GUUGCCACGCCGCCCGCGACCCCGCGCGCGGGGAAGUCGGCGGAGCCGCCGACGCCCCCGACGACGGCGGCGGCGUCGGCGGUGGAGAGCGCGGCCAGCUCGGCUGCGCCCACGCCGCAGCCAGAGACGGCGCAGGAGACGGCCUCGCCGCCGCCAGAGACGGCGCAGGAGACGGCCACAGAGUCGACCCGCGCCGUGUGCGCGGACGUGGAGUUGCUGACCAAGGUGCUGCGCCCUGUCAUGACGAAACCAGAUUUCGUGGUGUACAAGAGCGACCACUCCUCCUUCCCUGUGUCCAGCGACCAGGCGCCCUUAAGUGCCGACGCUGCGGUGCUCGUCGCGCAGUCGAUCAGGCAGCAGGCAGCGCCGAACUUGAGCGUCGGCAAGGUCGCGUGCGAGAACGCGAUCGAGUUCUUGGUCACCGAGAAGGCGAAGACAGGAAAGCCGCCCUGGAGUUUGUUCGAGGGCGAUUCCAAGAAGCGCUACGUGAGGGACAUGACGGCUAGGGUGCGCACGCUGCGCAUGCACGCGGGGUCCUUCUACCGCCGCAAGCUCGGCCCCCCUCAGUGGUACAAGGCCGUCAUCGCGGAGCAGGGCUACACCGACGGCAUCAACCUGAACGAGGAUCAGGACGAGGAGGAGGACGACGCGGACGAGGAGGACAGCGCGCCCGUCAGGCGAAGGCCGUCAAUGCGAGGAGGUUCAGCGGCAGGGGGCGAGGACGAGCCCGAGGGCACGGGGGCCGCGAAGAGGAGGCCCGCCGCGGCCAAGCCUGCAGGUGACAGCGCAGGUUCCGAGGUGCAGUACGUCUACAAAUUCGACGAGAACAAGAACUCGGCAGUGCGCACCCAACCGAGCACGCGGCGGGCGGAGCUUUGCGACAGCUCGCGGUCAUCCGACCAGGGCGGAUUCACGGUUGCCACGUGGGCCGAUGGGAAGGAGCGGCGCUACCCAGAGGCGCUGCAUCAGCAGAAGGAGAAGCCGAAGAGCGCCAAGAGUGGGCUUCCUUCUAAAUACUUACCUGACGGCUCAAAGGUCUACGUCGAGCUGAAGAGAGAUCGGGAUCCGAACCACAAGCUCAUCCUCAUCAUGCGCAAGCUCAAGGACGGCACCAAGGAGCAGCAGACGCAGGCGACCACCAGGCACUUCGACCACGAGGAGCAUGGCGUCAAGGUGAUGACCGAGCGGAUCUUAGAGACGUUCGUCCGCGACCCGAAAACUACGAAGCAGCAGGCGAUGGCGGCGAAGAUGGACCUCCUCAAGGAGAUCAGAAGUUGGCCAAGCAGGCCCGCCGCCGCUAAGCCCGCCAACGAGAAGGCGGCGGCCUCCGACGCCGAGGCGGCGUCGGGCAACGACAUGGGCGAGAACGCCGAGGCGGCUUCGGACAGGGAGGUCUACACGGCAGGAGAGGGGGAGGCAGACGCUGCUGCAGGAGGCGCGCCGUCCACUCCCGAGCAGAAGGGCAAGGGCAAGAAGCGCGCCGCACCAGGCAAGAUCUCGACUUCGAAGGCCCCCAUCCAGCGCAUCGGCAUCGAGAAGGGCAUCACGGGCGCCAAGGCUUCCAAGUCCGCGCAGGGCACCUCCCCGCAGACGGCCAUCAAGGGGCCGACGGGCACGCUCAUGGGGGACGCGCGCAAGCAGCUGGCGGAGGAUGACUCGUCGGACGGUGCCGAGUAG
Messenger RNA from Prorocentrum cordatum, 1677 nucleotides. The record is from the annotation of a GenBank genome assembly. NCBI's taxonomy places the organism in Eukaryota, Dinophyceae, Prorocentrales, Prorocentraceae.